Molecule: messenger RNA, 483 nt
Organism: Priapulus caudatus
Lineage: Eukaryota; Metazoa; Priapulida; Priapulimorpha; Priapulimorphida; Priapulidae
Exons: 4
Coding region: 1-483 (160 amino acids)
Source: RefSeq, a predicted model, not a curated record
AUGGCAAAGAUUGUGUUCGUUAUUAGAUUUAGUUCAGGUGCACGCUCGCACGGCAUUGUGGGAAGGAUGAGAAGCUCGGCGAUGCUCCUGCUGCUCACUGCAGCCAUUAUUGCCGGAGUAAGCGGAAGAAAACGACAAGGGAUCCCUGGCUUGAUAGCGAGGGUGACGGGUAUAGACGUAUCUAACGUGGACGUGAGCAACCUGCAGCUAGGCGGCGGUAUCGAUACCAGCUUACUACGACCCGCUAUAGAGCAGGCACUGCGGGAGCGCCCGAACCACCGACCUAACACGGCUGGCUCAUUCAGAAACUUCAGAAGCACAUACCGUAAGCGGUACGGCACGGCGGCCGAAACGAGGUUACGUGGGCGGCGGUAUGACGCUACGCGUCGCUUCGUGGAAGCGACAAACGGACGCUGGGUGACUGGCGAGCUGAACUACACAGUAGCGAUCACGGAGGAUGCUGAUCAGGGAUCCCUGGCUUGA